UGUUGCAGGUUCAGAGUUGGAACACUCCAACCUAUUUCUUGAACAACAAAGGAGCUUCUCUCUCUACCCCUUUUGAUUUCUCUCUCUAGAUUAUUGUGCGAAAAUGGCACAAAAGGAUUUUGGUUGUUUUCAAGAAGGAAUGCUUUGGCCUCCUACACAUACUCUUAACCAUGCAAAUGCCAUUCAUUCUCAGCAGAAGUUGGAGGAGCAGUUUAACUUUCCGACAAGGCAACCACAUCGGCACGGUGAAAAGUAUUCAUCGGUUACAGAAUCACUUCCUCCAUUGCUUCAUCGUCACACAAGAUCGACCCCAAGACCCCAAGGAACAAGAAAUCCCAUCGGACCUGGAAUGCAAGCCAUCUUCCUAGGUUCGAGCCAAAAAUCAUCAGGAACGGGAUUUUUUCUUCCGAGAAGAGGAGACAUCGACUCCCAAUUUAACAAUAAGUCAGCUUGUUCUCCUGUUCUCCUCCCCGCUCGAGUUGUUCAGACACUCAACCUUAAUGUUCACGAACUCGGCCACCAGAUUAAACCCCACCAAGAUGUUAAAAAGAGCAUGAAAGGUGACAACAAGAUGGCGAAAUUUAAACGGGGAAAUGAUUGUUCACCAGAGAUUUUUCUCCCCAAGGAAUGGACUUACUAGCUAAAGACAAGAUUUAAUAAAACAGAAGCUCCGCUCUAGACUAGAGCUAUCUAUGAGCUUUACAAUAAUCAUCAAUCUUCUGUAAUCUAAAUAAUAACAGGAUUUACAAUAAUAAUAAAGUGAAUUUCAAUUUUAUCUUUGUUUGUUGCGAUAA
This is a messenger RNA of Olea europaea var. sylvestris, 794 nucleotides long. RefSeq lists its product as uncharacterized. The record is from RefSeq and is a predicted model, not a curated record. The transcript has 5 exons. Bases 104 to 640 code for a protein of 178 amino acids. Lineage: Eukaryota; Viridiplantae; Streptophyta; Magnoliopsida; Lamiales; Oleaceae.